Molecule: messenger RNA, 1647 nt
Organism: Eimeria acervulina
Lineage: Eukaryota; Apicomplexa; Conoidasida; Eucoccidiorida; Eimeriidae
Product: Eukaryotic translation initiation factor 3 subunit C, related
Exons: 7
Coding region: 1-1647 (548 amino acids)
Biological process (GO): translational initiation
Cellular component (GO): eukaryotic translation initiation factor 3 complex
Molecular function (GO): translation initiation factor binding; translation initiation factor activity; RNA binding
Source: RefSeq, a predicted model, not a curated record
AUGCAGUCCAAAUUCUGGGCCGCAGGGGCUGAGUCCUCGGAGUCGGAGUAUACUUCAGAAAGCGAUGAUCAGGAGCAGGUGCAGGCGCAAAAGAAGGCGGUUGCACCGCCUUCUCGCUGGGCUGCAGCAGAAACAUCUUCGAGCGAUGAUGAAGGCCGCGUAGUUAAAAGCCUCAAAGAUCGCCGAUGGGGCGCUAUGAGGGAAGUCAUUCGUCAAAUGGAGAACCACAUGAAAAUUCUUGAUUUCGCGGAGCUAGGAAAAGACUAUGAAACUCUUUUAAAGAGCUACAGCAAAGCCCAUCAGGUUAUUGAACAAGAAGGCGUGCCGAACUUUUUUAUAAGAGCGUUGGUUGAGUUAGAAACGUUUAUAGAGGAGCGCAUGAAGGAUAAAGAGAGCUUUAAAAAACUGUCUAGGCCGAAAGCAUUAGCUCUAAAUACCUUAAGAGCAAAAAUAAGAAAAACUACAGAGCCGUGGGCGAACAGCAUCACAGACUGCAAAGAAAACCCUGAAAAAUUCGAAACGCAGUCCGAAGAAUCAGAUGAAGCUGAUUCGGACAGUGAUUUCAGUGAAGAUGAAAGCAGCGAAGAAAGUGAAGAAAGCGAAGAAAGCAGCGGAGAUUCGGAUGAAGACGACGAAAAAUUAAAGAAAAGCAAAGCAGAGGGCUCAGACGAAGACAGCGAAUGGUCAGACUCAGAAGCAGAUGAAGAAAGCCAAGGAGAAGAAGGAGAUCGUCAGAAAGAUGCAAUAGCGAAGUGGGGUGUAAGAGAAGAAGGCGAACGCAAAAGAAGCAAAUCAACAAAGAAGAAGAGCUCAUCUAAAGGAGCAGCAAAGACAGCAGCAAAAGAAGCAGCAGCAAGUACAGCAGAAGCAGGUUUUUCAAGCAAAGAUAUGGAGCAUCUCUUUGAUAGCACAGAUAUAAAUGAAGAAGUCAUCGCAAAAAGAGUACAGAUGGUUGUUGAAAGAAGAGGAAGAAGAGGCGUUGAUAGAAUGGAGCAGAUGAGAAUAUUAAAGAAACUAGCAGAGCUUGCAGAAACUGUUAGCCCUCAGUCUCAUUUAGAAGUCUUAGGACAUCUUAUAAGUGCAGAGUUUGAUACAACCUCGGGUGUAUUUACAAGUCUUCCGCUUCAUAUAUGGAUGGAGACAUUUGCUGCAGUUAAGCUGCUGCUUUCAAUUAUGCAGCAGCACAGCGGCGCUUACUUAGUACCUCUAGCAGGAUUAGCAGAUUCAUCUACACCUGAAGAAAUACAGCAAAUAUCGGCUUCAAUUCUAACAUCUUUUGUUGAAAGGCUUGAUGACGAUCUUAUGAAGUCGCUGCAAUCUACAGAUAUACACUCCGAUGAAUAUAAAGAAAGAUUAGGAAAAAGCAUUGAUAUUCUCGCUUUACUCUGGCGUACUUUCUGCUUCUUAGAUGAACGAGGAUUCAAAACACAGGCCGCCACAGUCGCACUUAAAGUUAAUGAGCAUAUGCAUUAUAAACCUGACGCAAUAGCGAUAAAGAUGUGGGAUGUGCUGCGCAAAGAACUGCCCGAAGAAUUAUGCGUUGAUUUGCCCGGCCCAAAUUUAGCCCCAACCGCCUUCAUCGAAAAACUCACGCGAUAUGUCUUCACACAUUACGAAGCCGGCAAAGAAAACCACUCUGAAGAAUAA